AUGUUCCUCAAAGACAAACAAGAUUUAAAUAAAUUGAUUGAGAAAAUGAAAAGUGAACUAGAGAAGAAAGACUGUGCUUGUAAGAUGGAAGCUGAUGCAGAGCUUGACCAGUACAGGAGCCUUAUACGAGACUAUGAGCUGAAGGCAAUUCAUCAUCAAGCAGAAUUGAACAACAAGGAUGCUGAACUGGAGAAAGUACGGUGUGAUUUGGCAACACUCUGGGAUAAUAACCAGGAACUUGAGAUACAUUCAAAUGAACAGGCCAAAUUAAUUUGUGAAUUGCAAGAUUUACAGAAAGGAACACAAGAAGCUCACUUCUUUCUUAUGUCAUUAUUGUUAUUAUUAUCAUUUCUUUUGUCCUUUUCUUUUUUUCUUCACUCUCGUGUCUUUCAUCUUACCCCUUACAUUCUUUCUAUUUUUAUUCUUCCUCUUUCUUUAACACAUAUUUUUCUUUACCUUUUUCUUCUUUCAUUCACUCCUCUCUUUCUUUGUUUGGACUCAUUUUUCCUUCAUGAAUCCAUCACUAUCUUUUUGAUAAAAAUUCACUUCCCUUUCUCUUUUUCUAUCUUUCACUUUUUCUUUUAUCUCAAUUUUUAUUUUUUCUUUUUGUUUCUUCCCCCCAAUCUUCUUCCUCUUUUAAAAUUGCUGAAUACAUCUUCAUUGAUUUAUUUAUUAUCAUUUUUCUUUAACUUCUUUUCCUUUGUUUACUUUUUUUCUGCCUCCCAUUUUCUUUUCUUUUUUUUUUUUUUCUUUUUCGUUUUUCAUAUCCUUUUUAUCCCUAAUCUGCCACAGGGUCUUUGUAGUAAUUAG
Acanthosepion pharaonis is the source of this 810-nucleotide messenger RNA. The record is from the annotation of a GenBank genome assembly. Lineage: Eukaryota; Metazoa; Mollusca; Cephalopoda; Sepiida; Sepiidae.